UAUGGACUGAAAUAAAUGCUUAUAAAUUGAAACACUGUUUAAAUCAACACAUUAAAAUUAUUAAUUAUAACAGAUUUGGUGACAGAUUAUUUUAACUGUCAAAAAUACCUAAUCAGUCCUCCUCAGUCCUUCUCAAAAAAUGUUUAUAUGUAUACUUUUUCAGUUUUGAUACAUUUAAAUUGACACGUUGGCCUUUAAAAUCCUGCAUCAGUCAGGUCAGGCUUUUAUUGAUGCUUGCUUGAGCCCUUAGCCAAACAUCAAUUGCAAAUUCAUAAUUAAUACUUCAUAUGAAAAGAGGCAUGUCAAAUUUUGCAUCUGUCUGUAUGUUGAACUCUAUGUCAGUGUUUGAUCCUAGAUAAAAUGCAAAUGCUAGCAUGUCUGGAAAACUAACUUCGUCGGAACAACAGCCUAUCUUGAUUUCCAAGGAAAAGCACUGGGACAUGGUUGACUAGUUAUUAGUAUUUUGUUUGGUCUGUUCAGGCGUGAAACAUCCACUGUGCCAUCUAGCGGUGUUUAGAACUGAGCUGGUCCUACUGCUACUGUAGUACCAGCAACUUCAACUGGAAUUCAAAGCUAAACUUUAUGAGAUUAAAUGUAAUGUACAACAUCACACCUAAACGAUCAACUCUAAUAAGAUAGAUGUUUGUGUAUUGUACAUUGUACUUUUUCAGCUUUAUAUUGAAAUAUAAGGCAAAUGUAAGUUUAACAGUAUAAUGAAAGGUCUUGGAUAAUGUUUAACUUAUGUGUUAAACAUUAUCCAAGAAUAAUAAUGUAAAUUACCUUUUGAUAGUCUUGUAAAUGAAAGCCUGAAAAACUACAACGGCAUUUAUAGCAGGACAAAAGGAACCAAAAAGAGGAAGCAACCCGGUUAGAAGUAGCAUCUGUCAUACUGAAAGGGCUCAUUUGCUGAAACCACUGAUGCCAGCAUGGCUUUUUUAUAUAUUCCUUAUCUAAUUCUUGCUGGACUUGUGGGUAAGUGAGCUAAACCCUGAGCUGUUCAGUCAUAAAAUAUGAACUGUUGCAUUUAAAGUGAUGAGUCACUAUUUUUAAUCACUAAUACUGGGUUUUGAUGAAAUUUACAGUCUGUGACAGAGAUGUUGGCUAUGUGGCAGUGACCUAUGGAUGAUAGUAACAGUGCAUUUAAGGAGCAUCACUGCAAAUCACCUGUCUGCUAUUGCUUUGUCAGGAAUUCACUGUGAAAUUACUACAGUGAAUAAAGUGCCAGUGAAGGCCGGAGAUUCCAUUUCUGUCCCUUGUCUCUAUGAGCAGAAAUAUGAGGACCAUGUGAAAUACUUGUGUAAAGGAAAUCCAUGGCUUUUUUGCCAAAUUGUGAUUACAACAAACCAACAACCUUGCUCAGAAAGGUUUUGCAUCUCUGAUGACACAAUACAAAGAAUCUUCACUGUGACUAUUAAUAAUGUGACUGAUGAAGACAAGGUUUUCUGGUGUGCUGUGGAAAGAAGUGGACUUCUAGCAGAUGUUCAUCAGCGUUUUGAGCUGUCAGUUACCACAGUUACACCAAGUCUGUAUGUGAACCAAAAGGAAAAAAUUACAGGACAUGAAGGGGGAAGUGUGACUGUUCUAUGCCACUAUAAUUAUCCAGAGGUAACACGGUGGUGCAGACUGGGCAGCAGCUGUGUAACAGCUCAAACUGGAUGCAUAGAUGGAACAACUCUGGAAAUCAAUGCAAGUGUCCCUAAUGUUUUCAAUGUGACAAUGAGUAAGCUGAGGACUAAGAGCAGUGGCUGGUAUUGGUGUGCCAGUGAAGACCUACAGAUGCCAGUGCAUCUAACUGUUCAUGAAUUACCCUCAACUACUGCAGCUAUACUGAUUCCCAACACAACAGGGACGCCUUCAACCACUCACCAGACUUCCUUCUUGCUCACAAGUACUGAAACACAUAAAGCUCCAGCUGCAAACGCCACCGUGAACGGAACAGGUAGUGGUAGUUCCCAAGAUGAACACCAGAGUGUCACAAUAGUAAUAGCUGUCACUACCACCCUGUUCUUGGCACUGGUAGUUGUACCUGCCGCUUGUUUUGGAUGCAGGAUGAUCAUGCGUAAUAAAAGCAAACCUGAAGUAGGGGACAUCAAUGUGGACUAUCCUGAUUCUGAUGUGACUUACACUACCAUUGUUCAUAACCAGCAUGCAGGAGCCAAGACAAAGCAGGACUGCAUUCCUGUGGAGAAUGUGACAUACAGCACCAUUGUCCUGAAAGAUAGCAUGCAACAAAUGGCUGAACCAGCUGAUAGAAGUGUGAUCUACAGCACCAUAAAACAUGACGAGCCUUAAUGAGCAAAAUGGGAUGAGGGGACAUCAACCCAGAAAGUUUACAACACAGAUGGAGUCAUUGUAAUGUGCACAUAGUAGUUGUAUCUUCAAUUAAAUUUGAUAGAUGAAUCAAUUCAGCAGUAGGUUUUAGAGACAUAGUUGAGAAACAGCAGAUACAAUGACCCACGGAACAAAACUCUAUCAUUGUGCUGAACAGUGUGACAGACGUGUUUGGGUGUGUGAGUGUUACCAUUUCCCGUGAAGAGAAACAGGACAUUUGUAGUGUACUGUACAUGUUUGUAUUAUAAUUUCAACACUCAUGUAACACUGGUAUUUCUAAAGUUUCAGUAACUUACUGUGCAAAAAAAAAACCACAAGCACAUUGCAGUUCCUCAAGAACCGAGAGCGAGGAGAAAGAGAGAUUUUACAAGCCACAACUAUUUGAAUAUUUGCAAAAUGUAGUAGCAUUGCAAAUGCAUUGAGCCUUAUGUGAUGUUUUGUUCUGUUGUAUAUAAUCUGGAGGCCCUUUGUGAAGUCAUCACUUAGCAUAACGAUCUCUAUGCUAUUCGAAACAAUAAAUAUAACUAUCUUCAAUAGGCAGGUCAGGUUAGUGUGUGUCAUUCUAUAUGGGUUUUUUUAUGUUGUUUUGUUUGUUUUAUUUUGCAGGAAAUAACUACAGUGAUUAAAAUGUUGUAGAGGUUCAAUCUCAAUGCAAUCAUUACCCACAAUACAGAUCUCAUGUGAUGUACUUACAUAUAGGAUAUUGUUUGACCUUUUGCGCACAUGAAGUUAAAACAAGCCAUGUACAUGUCACUAAAAAUAAUCUGGCAGAUGAAGACACUGAUUAUUACUGCUGUUUGUUAGUGGAGUCUUUAUUCAUUUCAUUUGCCAGAGUUGAUAACAUCACGAAAUGUAUUUCUGAUCUUUUCUACAAAUUUUCCUUCACUGACAACAUGAAUGUUGGAUUUGCUGUUCACUGUAAUGUUUAUUAGGCCUAAAGUUCAUAUCUGUAAGUAAAUAUUUAUUAUCUUGUUCUUGCACUUUCGUGACUUUUGCACUCCUCUGUUUUUUGUUUCUAAGAGCCCUGUAAUGUUAAAUUUCUCCUUUGUGAGAUUAAUAAAGUCUAUCUUAUCUUAUCUUAUCUUAAAUAAUGUGUGUGUCAUAUGCAAAUAUGCUCAUACUAACAGGAAUAACUGGAUUUGUAAAAACAUCUGAUUAAUUAGUGUAUAUUUCCUUAUUAAAAUUUGCCUUGUGCUUCA
Messenger RNA from Acanthochromis polyacanthus (spiny chromis), 3530 nucleotides. RefSeq lists its product as uncharacterized. Lineage: Eukaryota; Metazoa; Chordata; Actinopteri; Pomacentridae. The transcript is spliced from 8 exons. The coding region runs from base 1123 to 2292 and encodes 389 amino acids. The record is from RefSeq and is a predicted model, not a curated record.